AUGUAUAUCGGUAAAACACGAGAUGGAAUUCUAGCAGGAAUUGUUGGCGGUGCUCUUGUGAACUGGAAUUUUUCUCUCUUCGUUAAUGAGUGCUUAACCCCUCUAAUGUAUUUAUUGAAACGACAUCAAAAUUUAGAUGACUUUAUGGAAGCUCUGUCAUUCAAGUUAUCACAAAUUUUUGGUGCUAAACUAGCUACGCUGCCAAAAAUAAGUUUACGAAUGCUGAUACACAUUCUGCUAAUGAAAUCCGACAUUUCUUUAAGACGUAUGAUUCUCUCUUUGUUAUGCAAACGACAUCCAGUACCCUUUGUCGAUCCAACAAUUAUUGACCAACACCAACAAAAACAGGCACACUAUCAAAUUGUUCCAGAGAUUCUUCACGUUUGGAACUAUGAUCGACCAACAUUUCUCUCCUUUGGUGUUGGACCUUGCUUCCGAAAGUCAACACUGAUGAAUGCCGUAUUUAUGUCUAGUUUCGAACAGUCAACUCAGUCUAUUUAUUUUCAACAAACGAUUGAUAUUGAUUUCGGCUAUAGUUUUCUACCAUCACAACCAAGAAAAAUGAACAUAGCUGAUGCACACGGUCAAAUGACAAAACAGCUUCUGUGUAAAAUCAGUGAAUUAUUUGAUGGAUUCCUGGUGCACGUUGACUACGAGUUUUUAGAACGAAACAAUGAAUUUGUUUUGGAUUUUCUCGAUGCUCUACCGGUUGAUAAAUAUCGUCUUCUUAUUAUUCGUGAUCUACAGCGCACAGUGGGCAUUUUUAGCUAG
This is a messenger RNA of Didymodactylos carnosus, 771 nucleotides long. Lineage: Eukaryota; Metazoa; Rotifera; Eurotatoria; Philodinida; Philodinidae. The record is from the annotation of a GenBank genome assembly.